CACAUUUUCUCUGUCAAAGAUCAAGAUUUCCUGCUGAUCUCACUUCAGCAACCCCAGUCUCUGCUCUAGAGGUUCUGAAUCCUGUUCCCUGGGAAACCCAACAGAACCCUGGACUGGGGAGAGGAGAAGAAGCCUGCCUUUAAAGUUGAGCCUCCUGGAGAGAUGCAGAGUCUCAGGCCUGAGAAGAUGCAGGGGCUGCUGUCUCGGGAGGGCAGGACCUGGGAGAAGCGUGCUGCCCUCACCAAGGACUGGGUGGCUGUGGAGGUUGGGGCCUCCGGCUGUGACAGUGACAAGAAAGAUGAGGGGCAGAGGUCCUACCUACCUUCUCCCGAGACGGGGCAUCCCCAGGAGUGGAGCUCGGUGGAGGAAGACGAUGAGUCAGAGGACUCCCAGGGCUUUGUGGAGUGGUCAAAAGCUCCGCAACAAAUGACCAUAGUCUUGGUAGUGUGUGUGCUUUUUUUGUUCCUGGUUUUAACAGGGAUGCCUAUGAUGUUUCACAUUUAA
Messenger RNA from Eubalaena glacialis (North Atlantic right whale), 504 nucleotides. It is a transcript of the gene SMIM17, whose product is annotated as small integral membrane protein 17. The transcript is spliced from 4 exons. The record is from RefSeq and is a predicted model, not a curated record. The coding region runs from base 163 to 504 and encodes 113 amino acids. Lineage: Eukaryota; Metazoa; Chordata; Mammalia; Artiodactyla; Balaenidae.